This is a messenger RNA of Meyerozyma guilliermondii ATCC 6260, 609 nucleotides long. It is a transcript of the gene RIB3, whose product is annotated as 3,4-dihydroxy-2-butanone-4-phosphate synthase. Lineage: Eukaryota; Fungi; Ascomycota; Pichiomycetes; Serinales; Debaryomycetaceae. Gene Ontology annotation, molecular function: 3,4-dihydroxy-2-butanone-4-phosphate synthase activity. The transcript has a single exon. The record is from RefSeq and is a predicted model, not a curated record. Gene Ontology annotation, cellular component: mitochondrial intermembrane space; cytosol. Gene Ontology annotation, biological process: riboflavin biosynthetic process; aerobic respiration. Bases 1 to 609 code for a protein of 202 amino acids.
AUGUCGUUUACACCUAUACCUGAAGCCAUUCAGGCAUUUAAGCAGGGUGAAUUUUUGAUCGUGAUGGACGAUGAGAGCCGUGAAAAUGAAGGUGAUUUAAUCAUGGCUGCUGAGCUUUGCACCCAGGAAAAAAUGGCGUUUUUGGUCCGCCAUCUGUCUGGAUACGUGUGUGCUCCGUUAUCUACUGAACGUGCUGACAAGCUCGAGUUGCACCCAAUGUUAAAAGACCAAACUGAUCGUCAUGGAACAGCUUAUACUGUCACCUGUGACUAUUCCCACGGAACCACCACGGGAAUUUCUGCUCACGAUAGGGCAUUGACGGUUCGUCUGUUGGCUAAUGCUGAAUCCAAAUCGGAAGACUUUAUAAAGCCAGGCCAUAUUCUUCCCUUGCGAGCGGUGCCAGGACUACUCAAAAAGAGAAGAGGCCAUACUGAAGCAGCGGUACAACUUACCGAGCUCGCAGAGCUCCAACCUGCGGCUGUAAUCUGUGAACUUGUAAGAGAUGAAGAUGGACUCAUGCAGAGAUUGCCCGACUGCCAAAAAUUUGCAAAGGAACACAAUCUCAAAAUCAUCACCAUAGAGCAGUUGGUGGAGUAUAUUAGCCGCUAG